Messenger RNA from Ornithorhynchus anatinus (platypus), 3309 nucleotides. It is a transcript of the gene SMARCA5, whose product is annotated as SWI/SNF related, matrix associated, actin dependent regulator of chromatin, subfamily a, member 5. The record is from RefSeq and is a predicted model, not a curated record. The transcript is spliced from 24 exons. The coding region runs from base 82 to 3069 and encodes 995 amino acids. Gene Ontology annotation, biological process: nucleosome organization; regulation of transcription by RNA polymerase II. NCBI's taxonomy places the organism in Eukaryota, Metazoa, Chordata, Mammalia, Monotremata, Ornithorhynchidae. Gene Ontology annotation, cellular component: nucleus; chromatin. Gene Ontology annotation, molecular function: nucleosome binding; ATP binding; histone binding.
GCCGCCGCCGCCAGCAGCCACCACAACAAAAGCGGCGUGGACCCUCCCGCCGCCCCCGCCGCCGCGUCGGGGGCCGCCGCCAUGGAGGAAGUAUUUGGUGAUGCAUCUCCAGGAAAACAAAAAGAAAUCCAAGAAACAGAUCCCACUUACGAAGAAAAAAUGCAAACUGAUCGAGCGAACAGAUUUGAGUAUCUGUUGAAGCAGACUGAGCUGUUUGCACAUUUCAUUCAGCCUGCUGCGCAAAAAACUCCCACGUCACCUCUGAAGAUGAAACCGGGACGCCCCCGAAUAAAGAAGGAUGAAAAGCAGAAUCUUCUGUCAGUUGGCGACUACCGGCAUCGUAGAACUGAACAAGAAGAAGAUGAGGAGCUGUUAACUGAAAGUUCCAAGGCAACCAAUGUGUGCACGCGAUUUGAAGAUUCUCCAUCAUAUGUAAAGUGGGGUAAACUGAGAGAUUAUCAAGUACGAGGACUAAAUUGGCUCAUUUCUUUGUAUGAGAAUGGUAUCAAUGGGAUCCUCGCAGAUGAAAUGGGUCUGGGGAAGACACUUCAAACCAUUUCUCUUCUUGGGUACAUGAAACACUAUAGAAAUAUUCCUGGCCCACAUAUGGUAUUGGUUCCCAAGUCUACUCUACACAACUGGAUGAAUGAGUUCAAGAGAUGGGUCCCAACACUUCGAUCUGUGUGCUUAAUUGGUGAUAAAGAACAGAGAGCUGCCUUUGUCAGAGAUGUCUUGUUACCUGGAGAAUGGGAUGUGUGUGUAACAUCAUAUGAAAUGCUCAUCAAAGAAAAGUCGGUGUUCAAAAAGUUUAACUGGCGGUAUUUAGUUAUAGAUGAAGCCCACAGAAUCAAAAAUGAAAAAUCUAAGUUGUCAGAAAUAGUGAGGGAAUUCAAGACUACGAAUCGACUGCUGUUGACAGGAACACCACUUCAGAACAACUUGCAUGAGCUCUGGGCACUUCUCAACUUUCUGUUGCCAGAUGUCUUUAACUCAGCUGAUGACUUUGAUUCAUGGUUUGAUACAAAUAACUGCCUCGGGGAUCAAAAACUAGUUGAACGUCUUCAUAUGGUUUUGCGGCCAUUCCUCCUCCGAAGAAUUAAGGCUGAUGUGGAAAAGAGUUUACCUCCAAAGAAGGAAGUUAAAAUUUAUGUUGGUCUCAGUAAAAUGCAAAGAGAAUGGUACACGAGAAUCCUGAUGAAGGACAUAGACAUAUUAAACUCUGCAGGAAAAAUGGACAAGAUGAGGCUUUUGAACAUUCUUAUGCAGUUGCGGAAGUGCUGCAAUCAUCCAUAUCUCUUUGAUGGAGCAGAACCUGGUCCUCCUUACACAACAGAUAUGCAUCUAGUUACUAAUAGUGGAAAAAUGGUGGUACUGGAUAAACUCCUUCCUAAAUUGAAAGAGCAAGAUUCACGAGUACUGAUUUUCAGUCAGAUGACAAGAGUUUUAGAUAUUUUGGAAGAUUACUGCAUGUGGAGAAAUUAUGAGUACUGCAGGUUGGAUGGGCAGACACCUCAUGAUGAGAGACAAGACUCCAUCAACGCCUACAAUGAACCAAACAGCUCCAAAUUUGUAUUUAUGCUGAGCACCCGUGCCGGGGGUCUUGGCAUCAAUCUUGCUACUGCUGAUGUUGUAAUUUUAUAUGACUCUGACUGGAAUCCACAAGUAGAUCUUCAGGCUAUGGAUCGGGCACAUAGAAUUGGACAAACCAAGACUGUUAGAGUAUUCAGAUUUAUCACCGACAACACAGUGGAGGAAAGAAUAGUAGAGCGUGCUGAGAUGAAACUCAGAUUGGAUUCAAUAGUUAUUCAACAAGGAAGGCUAGUGGAUCAAAAUCUGAAUAAAAUUGGGAAAGACGAAAUGCUGCAAAUGAUCCGGCACGGGGCAACACAUGUGUUUGCUUCAAAGGAAAGUGAGAUUACUGACGAGGAUAUCGAUGGUAUCUUGGAAAGAGGUGCAAAGAAGACCGCAGAAAUGAAUGAAAAACUUUCCAAGAUGGGUGAAAGCUCACUCAGAAACUUUACAAUGGAUACAGAAUCCAGUGUUUAUAACUUCGAAGGAGAGGACUAUAGAGAAAAGCAAAAGAUGGCAUUCACAGAGUGGAUUGAACCACCCAAGCGAGAAAGAAAAGCCAACUAUGCAGUUGAUGCAUAUUUCAGGGAAGCUCUUCGUGUCAGUGAACCCAAAGCACCCAAGGCUCCUCGACCACCAAAACAACCCAAUGUUCAGGAUUUCCAGUUCUUUCCACCACGCUUAUUUGAAUUGUUGGAAAAAGAAAUUCUGUAUUACAGAAAAACCAUUGGGUACAAGGUACCUAGAAACCCUGACCUUCCAAAUGCAGCCCAAGCUCAGAAAGAAGAACAGCUCAAAAUUGAUGAAGCUGAACCCCUUAAUGAUGAAGAGUUAGAAGAGAAGGAAAAGCUGCUAACACAGGGUUUUACCAACUGGAAUAAACGAGAUUUUAACCAGUUCAUCAAAGCUAAUGAGAAGUGGGGCCGUGAUGACAUAGAAAAUAUAGCGAGAGAAGUGGAAGGCAAAACCCCAGAGGAAGUCAUUGAGUACUCAGCUGUCUUCUGGGAAAGAUGCAAUGAACUCCAAGACAUUGAGAAGAUUAUGGCUCAGAUUGAAAGGGGAGAAGCAAGAAUUCAAAGAAGAAUCAGUAUCAAAAAAGCACUUGACACAAAGAUUGGACGAUACAAAGCACCUUUCCACCAGCUGAGAAUUUCCUAUGGUACUAACAAAGGUAAAAACUACACAGAGGAAGAGGAUCGAUUUCUAAUCUGCAUGCUUCACAAACUUGGAUUUGACAAGGAAAAUGUUUAUGAUGAACUACGACAGUGCAUUCGCAACUCUCCUCAGUUCAGAUUCGAUUGGUUCCUCAAGUCCAGGACGGCAAUGGAGCUUCAGAGGAGGUGCAACACCUUAAUCACCUUGAUUGAAAGAGAAAACAUGGAACUGGAAGAAAAAGAAAAGGCAGAGAAAAAGAAACGAGGACCAAAGCCUUCGGCCCAGAAACGUAAACUGGAUGGAGCACCCGAUGGCCGAGGAAGGAAAAAGAAGCUAAAACUGUGAAAGGAGAAUUGUUUUAUAAUCACUAAAUUUAAAAGUAGUUCUUUAAUUUACGGGUCUUCAUAAGAUGUACUGUACAAUGCUCAACUAUUAUGUCAUUAAAGGACAUCGGGUUCAUCUGUUUACUGAAUUAGAAACAUAGUACUUAAUGUAGUUUCACUUUUUUAAAUGCAACAGCUGUGCUGAAAUUUUUUUUACCAUUAACACUUGAAGUAAUAAAAUAGGCUUCAUUUAUUAAUAAAU